Molecule: messenger RNA, 426 nt
Organism: Aspergillus terreus NIH2624
Lineage: Eukaryota; Fungi; Ascomycota; Eurotiomycetes; Eurotiales; Aspergillaceae
Exons: 2
Coding region: 1-426 (141 amino acids)
Source: RefSeq, a predicted model, not a curated record
AUGUCCGAUUCAUCCCAGCCCCGUCAUUGGCACGGUAGUGUAGGUGACCGUUACGAACACACCAACGUCUGGGUCCGGGGUGGUCCGCCCACGGCAUAUCGUCGGCCGUCCGCCUCGGCCAUCCCUGCCACUGCCACUGCCACUACCUCGUCAUCCGUCGGCCUUGACAUGAACGACAGACGUGGCUCCGCGGCGUCUGACAUGUCCGCCGGCUCCACGAGCAGCAGCGCCAACACUGGCGCCAGUCCUCCCGGCAGAAGACGCUCCAGCGGCCACGGGCCCUCGACGCUGUUCGAGAGUCUGACCAGCCAGAAGCGCAACUCUGAGGACGCCAGUGCCGCUGCCCGGAGGGCCAGCUACACCGAGCAGGCCCAGAAGGGUGGUUUCUUCGCCAAGUGGUGGGAUGGGUACACUCGCGGCCAGUAG